Molecule: messenger RNA, 1762 nt
Organism: Cuscuta epithymum
Lineage: Eukaryota; Viridiplantae; Streptophyta; Magnoliopsida; Solanales; Convolvulaceae
Source: the annotation of a GenBank genome assembly
GCAUGGAGGUGUCAGCGGAUCCCGGGCCGAGUGAUCGUUUUGUCCUGACAUUGCAGGCCACACGCAUGAGUCAGGAUGUGUGGCGUGGCCUCGAUGUUCAGGUGGAUAGGUGCCGCGAGCACCUCCGUGGUUUGUCGCACGUGCAGGUGGACGACAGAGUACUUGCAUAUGUUCGUGCUGCGGGUUUUUAUUAUCUGCAUAGAUUGGAUGCUAUUGUCCCUCUCGAUAGAGCGCUACUCACUGCUCUUCUUGAGCAUUGGAGGCAGGAGACGCACAAAUUUCACCUCCCUGUUGGUGAGGUGCCAGUGACCUUGGGAGAUGUUGUUGUACUGACUAGGUUAGAGGUGGAUGGGAGAGCUGUUACUGGUACUGCUUGUCGACAGUGGGUUGAUGAGUGUGAGCAUUUGUUGGGUGUUUGCCCCCUUCUUCGGGCUGACCUUCAGGGGUCAUCUCUGAGAAUGUCAUGGUUGAGGGAGCAUUUCGUUGUUCUUCUUCUGGACGCUGAUGAGGUGAUGAUCAAGCAACAUGCACGGGCUUAUAUUUUGAGGAUGAUGGGAGCUUCCAUUUUCGCUGACAAGAGCGGAAAUGAGAUUCAGGUGUUGUACUUGCCUAUGCUAGAGAUGUUUGAUGUAGCAGCACAGUUCAGUUGGAGUAGUGCCACGCUGGCUUAUCUCUAUAGACAUCUGUGUCGCGGCUGCCAGAGCGGGAGCACGGAGCUUGGAGGAUUUUUGCUUCUUCUCCAGAUUUGGUCAUGGGAGUACAUCCACAUUGGGCGUCCCAUUAGAGUGGCAUACCAUGGCAUUGAUGGACACCCACUGCCUGAUGAGCCUCCAUAUAUGCUGGGACCACAUCAUAUGGCUAUUUGUUGAUCUAUGUCGCACAUCAUCGGCUUCUGGGCUCGGUGUCUACAAGGAUGCAUUUGAUCGAAUGUCUGAGGAUCAGAUUACAUGGAUGCCUUAUACAGCUGAGAUGUUUGCAGAGUUGCCCCCCGCUGGACGAGAGCAUUCUCACAUAUGGCGAGCAUGUGUGUCGUUGAUAUGUUUUGACAUUUUUUAGCUUCAUUUUCCUGAUCGUGUAUUGUGACAGUUUGGGUAUGAGCAUGUCAUUCCAGCACCUAUCGACACAUAUGUAGAGCUUCAUAGGCUGGAUAGGCGUGGGAAGCAUAGGGAGGAUUGGGCACUCAGACAUGUCCAAUACGUCACUAUGUGGGAGAGGCGAGCUGAGCUUGUUGUGGCUGGGACACCGACAUUAGUCCCAUCUGUUUCGGGAGACUACAUGGGAUGACACGAGCUUUGCAACAUAUACAUCAGCGGGUUACUGCCACAGUGAGUGAUACGCAUGACGUGGACAUGUACGGACAGGCUCUGACGGGCAUUGCCUCCUUGUGUUCAUAUGUGUUGGGGCGAGUCGACUACGGCCAUCUUAUACAUAUGCCCCCAUCUCAGGAUAUGGCAUCGACAUCUAGUGCAGCGACAGCUUCAUCAUCCCAGACUCAGCAUGAGAGAGUGGUUCUUCAACCACGACAACUGCGUAGGCGUAGGAAGCAACAACAAUAUGUCCAUGACCAAGACGAUCAAGAAGACCAUGAGAACUUCUACUUUGUCUUUUGUAUUGGAGUUUUUCUUGUACACUGGAUGUUGUAGGAACAAUUCACUUUAUUUUACGUAUUUCCACCUGCAAACUUUUUAUGAUGUGUUGAUGUGUUCGGUUUUGAAUAUUAGAUGAAUGUACUGUGUUAUGAAUAUUGGAUGAUUGUACUGUG